UGUUGUUGAGUCACUGAAGCGACAUCAGGGUAUGUUCAGAGACGUGAUAAAAAACAUCCCAGCCGGGAAGGGAACAUUCAGAAGUCUGAAAGCGUGGGGGCCAUGCACAUGAUAAAGCUUUCGCGUUACUUCGAAAAAGACGCUCUCCAAUGGAAAGCAACGUGACUGGAGAUUUCAUGUUGUCGCUGGGCAUGGAUUUAAAUAGAGUGCUGGUUGUAGUUUUCAGCAUGGUUGUCUCUGAACUGUCUCACGUUCACACUAGACCAAUUGACUUUGUGUGUGACAGCGAGGCCAGGAGAGUGAUGAACAAGGUGAAGGAUCUACAAGAAGAAAAGGUAAUCUGCAGUGGCGUAGACGCUCUCCCCUCUUCUAUUCAAUUACCAUGCAUCAGCAUUCACAAAGCAACCUGGGAGAGAAAAUCAGUACAGGAGCGCAGGGCCGAGAUCCUGCUGUCUUUGGGGACUCUAGCGCAGGAUGUUCGGUCUGCCAGGACACUCAGCCAACCUGGCUGUGGACUCACUCUGCUGAAGCGCUUGGAACACAGUAUCAACAACUACCUGUAUGUAGUCAGACUGCUCCACGUGGAGCAGGGGGAGCAGGAAGGGCCAGCGGUAGAGAGGUGUCUGGGUCAGCCCUCGAAGGAUUUGGGUUUGGUGCUGAAGUACUUUGGGCUUCUGCUCACAGGCAAGCUAGAGUUGCUCAUUGCAGAGAUGGCAAAAUGGUGCUAGACAGAAAAAAAAGUUCUCAUCUUGGCCUUUGUUCAACCCUGUAUAAUGGGACCAGGCAGACCCAAUCAAUUUUAACGAUGGCGCUUCUUCAAGACAAUGGAGGGCAAUGCACUUUGCCAGAGACCAGACUUACACAGAG
This is a messenger RNA of Danio rerio (zebrafish), 867 nucleotides long. Lineage: Eukaryota; Metazoa; Chordata; Actinopteri; Cypriniformes; Danionidae. The record is from RefSeq and is a predicted model, not a curated record.